Messenger RNA from Exophiala aquamarina CBS 119918, 2580 nucleotides. RefSeq lists its product as uncharacterized. Gene Ontology annotation, biological process: regulation of DNA-templated transcription. Gene Ontology annotation, cellular component: nucleus. Gene Ontology annotation, molecular function: transcription cis-regulatory region binding; DNA-binding transcription factor activity. The annotation marks the transcript as partial. Lineage: Eukaryota; Fungi; Ascomycota; Eurotiomycetes; Chaetothyriales; Herpotrichiellaceae. The transcript has 2 exons. The record is from RefSeq and is a predicted model, not a curated record.
GAGAAUUCGCAAUUGAUGGAAAUCGAACCUGAGACUUUUCACAUAUAUGCCAGUUCAGACGAUAGUGAUGCGGCUGAAGCCCCUGGAUGGGAUGGUGAUCAUAAAGUUCGAGAAUCAAUCGAGGACAAGAAGCAAGAAGCAAGAGAACGUGCCUCACCCGAUACUACAGACCAUUCAUCUCCCUCGGACCAAGAUGAGCCUACCACGCCUCCCAAGUCACCAGAGGCUGUCGACAUGAAGAGAUCCCCUCUUUCGAAGCACCAAUCACCAGGCAACGCUAAUCUAAAGAGCUCAGGAACGCACGAGUCUGACGUAGAACCGCAAAUAAGCAACGGCUUCACCGCCGUCAAUGAAAUGUCUCAACCUGAGGUGGAAUUACAAGCCAAUACUACUCUCGAUCCACCUUCUCUAAUCAAACGCGACGGCCGGUGGCUAUGCCCGUUUGCCGAAGAGUAUCAUUGUUCCAAGACUUUUUCAGUUUUGAAGGGCGCGAAAAGGCAUGCACAAAGCCAUGUCAAAACGUUUACUUGUGCCGUGUGCAACAAAAGCUUCGGUCGAAAUGACACUCUUACGAGACAUAUGGAGCAACACGAUGGCUUGGAACUCGCGGUUGCUGAAGCUGGCGAGGAGGAUGAGCCCUUGCAAGUUGAACCUGAAGUCGAAAGUGGUGCUCCAGAAAACCAAAGUGGAAUGGAGGAGGAUAACCCUGUCGAAUACACCACUCCGCUGGAACCCUCGCAAUUUGAGGUCGCCGAAGAAGAAGAAGAAAGUCAACUUCGCAUUUACGAGGAUGGCGAAAGCGUUGAGGCUGGCGAUGGCAUUGAGGAGCAUCAAGCUGAUGUUGAGGAGGCUCAAGAAAUAAUUCCUGCACAGCAGGCAAUCUCUGAACGGCCAGCCAGCCUUGAUCUAGAAGACAGAUCAUUCGAAGAUCGCAUCAGAGAGACACCUGUGGCCACGCAAGGUCAGAAGCGUAAAAGAAGGGUUCAAACCUCAAAUCCCACCGAAGAUACCCCUAAAGCGAGGAAAAGAAGAAAAGAGACUGCCAUGUCAUCGUCUAGGUUGCUACCUUCGUCCGCAAAUUCUGCGACAAAUGUUGAGGCUCAACAAGUCACUGAAAAGAUAGUUCCACAGCUACAACUACGUCGUCAAAGCAGUAUCGAAGGCUGGGCUCAACCUUACAAGCUAGGCUUGAAACUCCGUCACCCUAUUCCCAACCCAAAACCACCAUCGAAACAGAUGCAGCAGAUAGUCGAAGUUCUCAUACCGAGCACUAGUCAGGCCGGCCCUUCAUCACAUGAUCUAAACAAAAGCUUGACGCGUAAAAAGGUGAUACGAAAGCAGAGAGACCAGGACAGCGAUGGUGGACCUGUGAACGCACCGUUUCAUUCAACUUCCAUCCGAUCUUCCAGCUAUACUACCACCAAUGGCAAGGGGAGAGCUGUGGCUGGAAUCGAUUACAGUUCUCCUUCUAAAAGUCAUGCUGUUCUUAGUUCUUCCCGACAGCCUUCCGGGAUUGCAACUUCGGUUGCCAAAAGGACAUUUCCCACGACUCCAGCCGACAGACACACCCUGAGAACUAUUAUGAACAAAAAUUUCGAAUGUGAAACCUGUCACACUAAAUUUGGAUCUAAAAAGGCGCUCAAGAAUCAUCUCGAAAAUCCCAAUGUGCACUUGUUGAAAUGUCGAACCUGUUCUAAGAAGUUUGUGUCCAAGCCGGCCUUGGCGAGACAUGAGAGCGAGACUGGCCAUGGAAAGAGCCAUGGUAGCAAAGGCGCUGGCCAAGUGGGACAAGUCGGUGCCUUCGAUACUCACGAGGUUCAAAAGCUGAACAAUUGGAAGGACAGGUUCUGCGAAGAAAACAACAUCACCGGUGCACAGUUUAAUGACAUGAUGACGGCCACUACUCAACGUCGGAAAUCAGAAAGUUGGACCUGUGUCUUUAUCACAAGACAGGAAUUCCUGGAUCAAUUUUUCAGUGUGCUCCCAGAUCGCAACAGGCGAUCAAUGCUCCGGUAUCGUGAGCGUAAUUUUCAAAACCUCGAGGGCUCUCUCAAUUGGACAAAGGAUGAUGACAGGGAGCUUAUUCGGUUAGUGAAGGAGAUGGGAACCAGAUGGUCGAAGAUUGCGAAGAUAAUGAUGCGAACGCAAGAUGCCGUCUCUCAACGAUGGAGACACAAGCUUCAAUACGCAAAAGUCGAAUCGGGUGAAUGGACCAGGUCCGAGAAUUCGAAGCUCAAUAAGGCAGUGGAGGAGAUCAGGAGGCAAUCUGGAGUCACUGCAGAUGCUAAGGAAUGGACCAUACCUUGGGUACAAGUUAGCGAGAAAAUGAAGACCAGGACACCACAGCAAUGCUCAAAUCAUUGGCGUGCUCUGCAUGGCACGAAGAAAGAUGGAAGAUGGAUCCCUGUGUCUGGACUGGAGAAAACCCCUGGUGCCAGCCGGAUUCUCGCCCCUUCCAAAAUGCAAAAACGUCUUGCUGGUACAGGUCUUGGAUCUGGUAAACGUUCACCGCUUUCAUCCAAAUACGUCAAGGACGAUGACACCGGUUCUGAAAAUAUGUCAGAAGAGCCCGCUGUUCCU